Messenger RNA from Sorghum bicolor (sorghum), 1796 nucleotides. Its product is annotated as lysine histidine transporter 2-like. The record is from RefSeq and is a predicted model, not a curated record. The coding region runs from base 159 to 1514 and encodes 451 amino acids. Gene Ontology annotation, cellular component: plasma membrane. Lineage: Eukaryota; Viridiplantae; Streptophyta; Magnoliopsida; Poales; Poaceae. The transcript is spliced from 8 exons.
UAAAGCGGCCGGCGCGCCGGCCGGCCUCUUCGUCUCCCUCUCCCUUCCCCUGCCUGUCUGCACCUCCUCUCCUCUGCUUUCCCACCAGCCAAACCCUCUCUGUCUGUCAUCCUCCAUUGUCGACGCCGCCGAGGAAGCACCACCCCUGACGGACGGCCAUGGGGACGCAAGCGCCGGAGAAUUACCCCCCUGAAAAGGAUGCAAGGACUGCACGGGAGAAGGCCAUCGACGAUUGGCUCCCAAUUACCUCUUCGAGGAAUGCCAAGUGGUGGUACUCUGCUUUCCACAAUGUCACUGCCAUGGUUGGUGCUGGCGUGCUCAGCCUUCCCUACGCCAUGUCUGAGCUCGGCUGGGGUCCUGGCAUUGCAGUGCUGAUUGUGUCAUGGAUCAUCACGCUCUAUACGCUGUGGCAGAUGGUUGAGAUGCACGAGAUGGUACCAGGCAAGCGGUUCGACAGGUACCACGAGCUUGGUCAGCAUGCCUUUGGCGAGAAGCUGGGCCUGUGGAUCGUCGUGCCUCAGCAGCUUGUUGUCGAGGUCGGCGUCAACAUCGUCUACAUGGUCACCGGCGGCAAGUCUCUGAAGAAGUUCCACGACGUCCUGGUCUGUGAUGACUCGGGGUGCGACAGCAAGCACAACAUCAAGACCACCUACUUCAUCAUGAUCUUUGCCUCUGUCCACUUUGUGCUCUCUCAGCUUCCAAACUUCAACUCCAUCUCUGGUGUUUCCCUUGCCGCCGCCGUCAUGUCACUUAGUUACUCCACAAUCGCUUGGGGCGCAUCAGUGGACAAGGGUAAGCUUCCGGAUGUGGACUACCACCUGCGUGCGACAACAACGCCGGGGAAGGUUUUCGGUUUCUUUGGUGCAUUGGGCGAUGUGGCCUUCGCGUAUGCAGGGCACAAUGUGGUUCUUGAGAUCCAGGCCACUAUCCCAUCGACUCCAGAGCAGCCAUCCAAGAAGCCCAUGUGGAAGGGUGUCAUUGUUGCUUACAUUGUGGUUGCACUAUGCUACUUCCCUGUUGCGCUCAUCGGCUACUGGGCUUUUGGCAAAGCAGUCGAUGACAACAUCCUCAUCACCCUCAGCAAACCUAAGUGGCUUAUCGCCCUGGCUAACAUGAUGGUUGUAAUCCAUGUCAUUGGCAGCUACCAGAUCUAUGCCAUGCCAGUGUUUGACAUGAUAGAGACUGUGCUGGUGAAGAAGCUGCACUUCCCUCCUGGUCUGACACUGCGUUUGAUUGCUCGGACCGUCUAUGUUGCGUUCACAAUGUUCAUAGCCAUCACCUUCCCCUUCUUCGGUGGAUUGCUUGGUUUCUUUGGUGGUUUCGCUUUUGCACCGACGACUUAUUUCCUGCCCUGCAUCAUGUGGCUUGCAAUCUACAAGCCCAAAAGGUUCAGCCUCUCUUGGUUGACCAACUGGAUCUGCAUUAUUCUUGGGGUGCUUCUGAUGAUUCUAUCGCCAAUUGGAGGACUUCGGCAAAUAAUAUUGGAUGCGAAAACAUACAAAUUCUACCAGUAAACUACUACCAGCCAUGACUAGUAGGCAUGAUUGGAAAUUUGAAAUAUGUCAAAGCCUCAACUGAGUUUUUUUGUCGUGCCGAACACAGAGGGGAAGGUCAUAGUACAAUAUAUUGUUUCAGAUGUUGGGUUAGUUAUAUAUAUACAUACAUACGUAUUGUUUCUUAAUAUUCCAAGGUGACCGUGGCUUGUGUGUGUAUGUGCAUAAGUGAGAAUUAAUGAUGGUGGUUGUCCCAGAUAUUGGUGGUUUAAAUAUAUUCACUUGCUUUGUACGCGCACUAAA